Messenger RNA from Aspergillus tubingensis, 1722 nucleotides. Its product is annotated as WD40 repeat domain-containing protein. The transcript is spliced from 3 exons. Lineage: Eukaryota; Fungi; Ascomycota; Eurotiomycetes; Eurotiales; Aspergillaceae. Bases 1 to 1722 code for a protein of 573 amino acids. The record is from RefSeq and is a predicted model, not a curated record. Gene Ontology annotation, molecular function: histone binding. Gene Ontology annotation, cellular component: Set1C/COMPASS complex.
AUGCAUCGCUCCAAGCGACGUCGCCUUGAUACCACUCCCAAGCCCCAGAAUGGCUUCAUCCAUUCGCCCGUAGAAUCUUCGUCCGACGAGCUGGCCGCGGGCUCCGACCACGACGAGGCCGAACGCCGCCGCGCCAGCUGGUCCAUUCAGAAGGCAUAUCCCCCACAGCGCCCAUAUCGCCGCUCGCGCAGCUUCAGUGGCUCCGAGAGCCCCGACGAGCUGGCAGUCGACGCGAAGGAGUAUUGGUCGGCGAGGAAUCGCGGUCGCAGUCCGUCCUUGCCCUCCGAGCCAAGCGCGGAGCCGUCCUCGGAGCGAUAUCUCGACCACGACCACGACGAGGCGGAAGAAGAGGAGGAAGACGUGGCUCCCGAGCCUGGACUCGACCCCGAAAUUGAUCCGGAGCAGGAAGACGGCGGCGCCGAGGGCGAUGUCGAAGAGACCGCAACCGCCGCCGACGGUGAUGUAGCUGUUGAUCAGUCGUUUGGCGAACGGUCGCCCACCCCGGUGCCGCAACCACCGCCGCCGCCGCCCAAACCGGACAAGGUGACUUAUCACCAGAAGUAUUUAUUACGGGGUCAUAUUCGAGGAGUCUCGGCAGUACGGUUCUCGCCGGACUCUUCGAUGAUUGCUAGCGGAGGUGCGGACGGGGCUGUCAAGGUAUGGGAUACAGUGACGGGUCGGUUGAUUCACACAUUCGAGGGUCAUCUGGCAGGCAUCUCGACCAUCUCGUGGAGUCCGGACGGGGCGACAAUUGCGUCGGGAUCAGACGACAAGACGAUUCGCCUGUGGAAUGUAUUGACGGGCAAGGCGCAUCCGAUUCCCUUCGUCGGUCACCACAACUACGUCUACCAGAUUGCAUUCUCGCCCAAAGGCAACAUGCUCGUGAGCGGAUCCUACGAUGAAGCGGUAUUCCUAUGGGAUGUGCGAUCAGCGCGAGUGAUGCGGUCGCUGCCCGCACACUCCGACCCGGUCGGAGGCAUCGACGUCGUCUGGGACGGCACCCUCAUUGCCUCGUGCGCGACAGACGGACUGAUUCGAAUUUGGGAUACCGCGACGGGCCAGUGUCUGCGGACGCUGGUGCACGAAGACAACCCGCCCGUGACGGCGGUCAAGUUCUCCCCGAACGGCAAGUACGUGUUGGCGUGGACGCUGGACGACUGCGUGCGACUGUGGGACUACGUCGAGGGGCGGUGCAUUAAGACGUACCAGGGCCAUGGCAAUAAGAAAUACAGUCUGCAGGGCGGAUUCGGAGUAUAUGGGGAACGGGGCGGACCGCGGUAUGCGUUCGUCGUUAGCGGCAGCGAGGACGGAGCUGUGCUGUGCUGGGACGUGGUCAGCAAGCAAGUGCUGCAGCGUCUGGAGGGCCACAACGGGGUGGUGCUGGGAGUGGACACAUGCACGCUGGAGGAGUCGCGGCUGAUGGUGAGCUGCGGGUUAGACGGGACCGUGCGGGUAUGGGAGGAAGCGAAUGCAGAAGCAGAAGCAGAAGCAGCAGAUACCACGAACACCUCCACCGCCAACACUCCUCCCCAAAUAAACGGAGACGGAAUGAAUGGAGACACGGUCCAACAACCGAAUGGGGACAUGGAAGUCGAGAAACCAAACGGUCUACCAGAAACAAACCACGACCACAACCUCGAACAACCGAACGGACACAAAGAUGACCCGGAACCGGAACCGGAAGACACCGAAAUGGGCGAAGCCACAGGCCCAGACGGGUAA